This is a messenger RNA of Actinia tenebrosa (Australian red waratah sea anemone), 2285 nucleotides long. RefSeq names its product ATP-dependent (S)-NAD(P)H-hydrate dehydratase. Lineage: Eukaryota; Metazoa; Cnidaria; Anthozoa; Actiniaria; Actiniidae. Gene Ontology annotation, biological process: metabolite repair. The record is from RefSeq and is a predicted model, not a curated record. Gene Ontology annotation, molecular function: ATP-dependent NAD(P)H-hydrate dehydratase activity.
AUGGCUGAGAAUGAAGGCUUAUCUUCGGCAAACACUUGCAGAACUGUUCACCAAAGCAGUCAAUAUUCAAGCUCUGCACUUCUUGAAGCGGUUAAAGAGAUAAUUCCACCUCUUUUGGAGACGGCACAUAAAGGUGAAGCAGGCAGGAUUGGAGUGAUAGGUGGUAGGAUAGAAAACAUGCYGUCAAUGAGAUAUCAGAAUGGCUGCCAAGACUUCACAGUUUGGUGAUUGGUCCGGGCAUGGGCAGGAAUCCAAACAACAUUGAUAACGCAAAGAGUGUCAUAGAAAAGGCCAUCAAACUAGGAAAGCAAUUGGUUAUUGACGCAGAUGGCUUGCACAUAGUGACAUCAUAYCCAGAUCUUAUCAAAAACUACACUAAAAUAAUCCUUACUCCUAAUGUGGUGGAGUUUGCAAGACUUUACUAUGCCGUGAUGGGAGAGUCACUAGAUCCCAAUGGCGACAGUCAGACACAGGUUGAAGAUCUCAGCAAGGCUCUAGGUCAUGUGASUAUCUGUAGAAAAGGACAGGCAGACAUCAUAUCAGAUGGACAUCAAGUUGUUUUUGGUUCCACACCUGGAAGUAGUCGCAGAUGUGGUGGUCAAGGAGACCUUCUCUCUGGUUCUAUGGGAACAUUUGUGUAUUGGGCUUAUAACUGGAGUGAAAAGAAUAAAGGCGAAGAAAAUUGCAGUCCAUUAAAUCCAACCAUCCUUGCAGCCUAUGCAGCAAGCAGUCUGACUCGCACAUGUAACUCUCUGGCCUUUGCAAAAAUGAGGCGUAGCAUGACAACUUCCGAUAUGAUUGCAGAAAUCCAGGUUGCUUUUGAGAAGCUUUUUGGAUCCACAGAAAAUAAUGAGUAAACUGAAAUUAUGAUUCUGUUGAGGUCUUGUCAUUGGUAUCUUGGUUGACUGUUGUUCUCCUUUGCCAUCGUUUUGGUUGAGAGAUUCUUCUGUAAAAAGUACAAUGAUUUGAAGCUGGACCUGAUGUGGUGGACUUUUGAAGAAUUUGUAAUGUAGUGGCUAUUUUCCUAAACUGCUAUUUCGUUAGACAACCAGAGGUUUCAGAUUAGUUUUCUUGUCCAGGCAUUUCUUACUUGGAUGCUACAUUGGCAAGCUUUCUCUUCUCCAGAAUGUUUCUGUUUUCAAAGAUAUCAACAUGUAGCAAAACAAUAUCCUCAGCUUAGAGGAAUUACUGUGUGCAAAAUGGUUGAUGCUUUUAAGGUUCUUAGAUUUUUUAAUGAUAAUUUCCUUUUAUUUUUUUCUUCUACUGAGUAAAAUUAGCACACGAAUAGAUAACCAUGUUUUCUAAAGACAAAGACCUUAGGGGGCAGAGAAACAGCAGACGAUAAGCUGCUGAAAGAUAGUCAAAUAAACAUUUAAAAAAUAUUCACAAAAAUCAAAAAUAUAUUAUGCUAAAAUGAUGAUAUAACAAUAACGUGAGAAAUUAAAGAAAAAUUAUUUAUAAAUCAUCAUUCRUGAUCUUAUCAUUAAUGGCAGAGCCAAUACAGUUUCUAGUUUUGUGCAGCCUUGAGGCUCAAUCUCAAAGAUAACUUAGGCAUUUUAUAUGCUGUCAUUGCCAUCAUGUUUCAAACAUUUGAAUGUAAUAUGUAACACUAGGGUAAAUAUUAAUGUCAAUUAUGAGUAUCCUGUUUAAAUAUGGCUUUGCCUAAAGGGUUUUUGUUCUUAUCUGUAAAAAAUGUUUUUGAACAGUAGAAGUUACAUCGUACUCAAGCAUUUUAGAUUAUUAUCAAGUGAAGUAAAAAAGUAAAUAGUUUCUGAAUUCUAAAUUAUGCUAGCUGAUAAAAUCUGGGUUGAUGGUAUAAAAGGACCUUUUCUUGGAAGUAAYCUUUUCCCAUUCCAGACCACGUGUCAUUCCCUAGAGUAUCAUUUCUUUGUUUAAUGGUUGCUCAUGAGAAGACACAUGAAUGUAAAGACACAACUCAAGCAACAAAAUAGAAUGACACAUGGUCUGAUAUGAAAAAACUAACUGAAAUUAUCCAUUACCCCUCUUAGAGGAAUCUUUUUUAGGAACCCCCCUCCCCCUACACGUCCGGAAAUUCCAAUUUUCUUCCAUACAAACUCUGUAAUUAUUGUUCUUUCUCUGRCCCCCUUCCUUCAGAAAUUCCAAAUUCCUCUGUGCGGUGGGUAUAGAUUUCUGGAACUUCACAUUAUACCAAGACUAUAUUUUGCAUAGUUUGUAAAUACGAAGGCCUAUUUUGCAUAUUAGACUGUCAGUAAAUGUAUUAAAAUGAAUAUAAACUACACAAUAAAGAAGCAAAAGAUUUAAAA